AUGCUGGCCUCGGGAGCGCCCCCGCUGGUGGCGGCGGCCGUGCUUCUGGCGGCGGCGGCGGCGGAGCUCUGCCCGGGAGAGGCCUGCGGCGCGGCCGUGGAACUGGAGGAGGAGACCAGCCUGCUGUCGGUGAGGGAGCGCGCCGCGUCGGGCUCCCCGCCGUGCCUGACGCCCUACAGGACUGGCAACAGGAUGUUCCAGGCGUGCUGCGGCGGCCUCGAGUGGGCGGACCUGAACGGCACCGACUACUGCGUACCGUGGGGCACUUACAGAGAGAAUACGCAGUCUGGGCAGAAGUGCCAGGCCGAUGGCGAUAUCUGCCGUGACAACGCCGGACGCGGCCCUUGCUGUUCAGGCAGCUGCAUGGGAUCUGACGAGGAGUGCCAGGCGGGACAGUGCACUUGCAAGACCAACCCAUAUGUCCAGGUGCCGCUGAACGGCGUCUGUAAGUACACCGUGGCCUGGGGCCAGGGCGAGACCCACGCCAACGUGUACCCGUGCACGGGCGGGACGACGUGUGCAACUCAGGAUUGGAUGGGCGUGGGCGUCUGCUUACCCGCGACGCCGGACGCGAGCGGCGCCGUCCAGGACCCCUACGGGGCUGCCCCUGCGGCCUCCGAUCUGCCCGGCCCGCCCGAGGCGCAGCCGCCGCGGCCCCCGCGGGAGCAGGCGCCCCCGGCCUCGGGGCCGGGGCGGCCGCCCGCCGCCGAGGCCACCAGCGGCGGCGCUACUUCGUCAAGGGCUUCUGGAACUGGCCCGGCGCCGAUCGAAGUGGACCUUACUGACGACAUCGUCCCCACCGUUUUUUAUGACGACAAGAAGAGCGUCUUCUCGAAGGACGGGCGAUGGAUCCUCCCAAAGAGGGCGGAGUUCCCUUCGGUCUUCUGCGCGCUGCGGGUCCAGGUGGUUUUUGACGCGCUGGCUGCCGACGCGAAUGGGGCCGCAAGGGAUCCAGCAGAGUUGGACGAUGCCGCAAUUGAAGGAGCGCUGCGAGACGACAUCGGCUUCGGGAAGAUGCUCGUUCGCUGGGAUGAUGUUCGUGCUGCAGGUGUUCCUGCCAGAAGCCGGAAGGUGCUGGCCUCCGUGAACGGGAGCCUGCCUUCCGGUGUGAGCGAGGGCUCCGUGGUGGAGGUGCAGCGCCUUGGUGUAUCAUGCAAGAUCACCGACGUCGCGGAGACCUGUGACGACAUUGAUCCCAAACGCAUAGUUUCUUUAUCACGGUACUUCCACGAGUCCCUAGAGAGCGACGUCAUCGUCUUCGAAGUGCCGCAGCUGUGGAUCAUUCCCGACCCGGAUUUCGUUGCCAAGAAGGAGUGUAUAGGCUUAUAUCCUGGCAGCCUCUGGAUGGGCUUCCUGAACGCGUGGGGGCCGGUGGUGACCGCCAUGGUGUAUUUCAGGAACAUCAAGAAGAAAGUGCCGAAGCCGAUGUGUAACCUCUUGGUGAAAUACAAGGAUCGCGAGUCCCUGAAGAUGUGCUACACAUUUCUGUUCGAGCGGUACCUCGUGCAUCCUAAAGAGGAGGACCAGCUGUUCCCGCCCGCGUGCCGGCUGACGACCAUGACCCGCUUCAAGAGCGAGCUUGGGGCCGCUGCCGGGAAAGCCGCUGCGAAGGCGCCGGUGGGCGGCAAGGCGGGGGUACUCGCCAAGAGGAUACCCGCGGCGAAGAAGGCGGCGCCAGGGAAGGCCGUCGCUAAGGUGCCCGCCAAGGCGAUCACCAAGAUGCCGGCCAAGGUGAAGGCUGCAGCGCCGCUGAUGAUGCCCACCGCCACGAAGUCGGCCGCCCCCGCUGCCCGGAAGUCCGCGGGGCUCGCCCCGCCGCCGGCGAAGGUUCGUGCUCCGACUCCGACGGAGUUCUCGGAGGCACCGAUGUAUCCGUCGCCGCCGCCGCCCAAGAAGGGCCUCCUGCUGCCCAAGUCGGCGGUGCCGCGGGCGGGCCCCGCGGGCUCCGAGGAAAUGCCCGACCAGGGGCAUGGCGAGAGCGGCGACGGCCAGGCCGAGGGCCCCCUGACGCCCGCCGAGGCCAUGAGGGUGCUCUCGGGCAAGCAGCGGGAGGCCUUCGAGAUGGCGAUGUCCAGGAUGGAGCGCCUCGAGCGGGAGAACCAGGAGCUGAUGGAAAUUUUGUUGCAGAUGCAGUCGCUGCUGCAGCAACAGCAGCAGCGGAACGCCAGGCUGACGCAGCUGGCGGGCCUCAGCGCUUCUGGGACCAGCAGCGGGCCGGCGGCGAUGGGCGUGGCGCCCGCGGUUGCCAGCGCCACGGGGGCGCUGCAGGCGGCCUCCGUGGGCCAGGCGCCGCCGCAGGCUCCCCCGCGCCGCCCUGCUUCCCGGGGCCUGGCGACCGCCGCUGCGGCACAGUCUGGCCCGGCGGCCGCCGGCGAGCUGGCGGCCGCCGCCGCCGGCCUCGCGGCGGACGAGGCCGCGCACUACGCCAUGGGCGCCGGCGAGGAGGGCGCCAGCGCCGAGGCGCCUUGGGUUCGCCAGCGCAAGCGGCCCCGGAGGACGCCGCGCGUAGGUGCCGGUGCCGCCGGCAAGCUUGUUGCUGCAGGCGCGGCGGCCGACGGCCGAGGCGCGGCUCUGGCCUCGUACCACAACGCGCUGCUCGGCGUCUGA
This is a messenger RNA of Prorocentrum cordatum, 2607 nucleotides long. NCBI's taxonomy places the organism in Eukaryota, Dinophyceae, Prorocentrales, Prorocentraceae. The record is from the annotation of a GenBank genome assembly.